Messenger RNA from Adineta ricciae, 711 nucleotides. The record is from the annotation of a GenBank genome assembly. NCBI's taxonomy places the organism in Eukaryota, Metazoa, Rotifera, Eurotatoria, Adinetida, Adinetidae.
AUGCGAGUCUUUCGACGCCGUAAGAAGUUUGGAAAUUUCGGAGGUUCUGUAAGAGAUGCUGAACCAUUACCCGAUAUUGUUUACCAAAUGGGUGCUGAGCAAGCAGUACGAUUAGUAGCAUUGCAAGCACGAGGACAAAGUCCCGACUUGUCGAGACAUGGUCGUUAUGCACCAUACAUAGUUGACGACGAUCCUUAUGGUGGUGGCGAAGAUGCGGGCGAACAGCGUUCCUCAUCUCCACUUAAUUUUAUUGCUAAUGCAUUAGGCAUCAAUCGAUCGAGAUCUCGCCGAAGAGUUCCUGAUGGACAGGGAGAAAAUUUCGCUCGGCCUGGUUCACCCGCACAUUUUGCUCAUUCGCUGCCUGGCACUCCCGUACAAUAUCGUCGUCGAGCCAUGUCCCCCGAACUGGUUAGAUCUCGUCCUUCAUCUCCAUUCCAAUUUGCACAGCCGGAACGUGUUUCUUCACCUCUGCAUUUCGCCCACCAUUCACGCCCAGCUUCACCCGUUAUUACUCGUCGACUUCAACGUGCACAGUUAUCUCAACAACUUCAACAAGCUGAACGUGAACAACGAGAACAAGAAGAAAUGAUGAUGAUGAUGAACAACAACUAUUCCGGUCAAUUUAUGGCUCAGUAUCCUCAAAUGCAGCAGCCAUACUAUCCGCUAAUAAAUUCCAUGGCGCAUCAACCUCAAAUGUACACAUUUUAUUGA